AUGGCGUCAGAAGAACAUCGCCGGUGUGAGUCAAGGAACAGCUCACAGAGUGAAGCUGUCGACACGGAGAUGCCGGAAGCCAGAAGCCCUGGCGCAGAGGGAAAGAGCAAGUCACGAGCCACCACCACCGCUCCUUCUCUCUCGAAUCUUUCUUGCAGUUCCAUCUUCAACCUUGGAAACCCAACUGUGUUUGCAUUACUAUUCUACACCAUUACAAACGACAAUAACGAAAACAACAACGACGACGACAAGAAUGACAACAACAUUAACGGGAACGACGACGAUAACACCGACGAAAAGAGCGACAAUCACUAUAACCGCGACCGCAACGAGAACGAUAUAUUGACCGCCCUACUUCUCCAAGGGAUAGCUUCAGCGAUUACCAAUUCAACCCCCAAUGAGGAACUGUCGUUUGCUUCUUCUAUUUUGGUGCCCACAAAUCAAGGCAGCCAGAUAACAACGACGUAUCAGAAAGGAUCUGAGGAGACGAAUACGGUUAGAAACGCCAAAUUAAACGCUGAGGCAGGCAUUCCGUCGACCCUUCACAGUGUCAUAAACUGGUGCCUGGAAAAAUCCAGGAACAGCGAUAGUCCACAGACUGCGCAAGGACCGGAAGCGGCCACGACCCUCGGCCCGGCCAUGAACAAACUGCGAACCGGUGAAGCAAGCGAUCAACGUACCGUCAACUCCCCACAGUCAAGGCUGCUAGUGAUAGUGAUAGCCUAA
Messenger RNA from Talaromyces rugulosus, 726 nucleotides. RefSeq lists its product as uncharacterized. Bases 1 to 726 code for a protein of 241 amino acids. The transcript is spliced from 2 exons. Lineage: Eukaryota; Fungi; Ascomycota; Eurotiomycetes; Eurotiales; Trichocomaceae. The record is from RefSeq and is a predicted model, not a curated record.